Oncorhynchus nerka (sockeye salmon) is the source of this 6376-nucleotide messenger RNA. RefSeq names its product spectrin beta chain, non-erythrocytic 4-like. The record is from RefSeq and is a predicted model, not a curated record. The transcript has 29 exons. Gene Ontology annotation, cellular component: cell junction; cell projection; cortical actin cytoskeleton. Gene Ontology annotation, biological process: actin cytoskeleton organization. Gene Ontology annotation, molecular function: actin filament binding; structural constituent of cytoskeleton. NCBI's taxonomy places the organism in Eukaryota, Metazoa, Chordata, Actinopteri, Salmoniformes, Salmonidae. The coding region runs from base 16 to 6294 and encodes 2092 amino acids.
CCCACGCGGGGUCGCAUGCGGAUCCACUGCCUGGAGAACGUGGACAAGGCCCUGCAGUUCCUCAAGGAGCAGAGGGUCCACCUGGAGAACGUUGGCUCUCACGACAUCGUCGACGGCAACCACCGCCUCACCCUUGGCCUCAUCUGGACCAUCAUCCUUCGCUUCCAGAUCCAGGGGAUUAAGAUCGAGUGUGACGACAACAGGGAGACUCGGUCGGCAAAGGAUGCCCUACUACUCUGGUGCCAGAUGAAAACCGCUGGGUACUCUGAGGUCAACAUCCAGAACUUCACCACGUGCUGGAGAGAUGGUCUCGCCUUCAACGCUCUCAUUCACCGACACAGGCCUGAUUUGAUUGAGUUCCAUAAGCUGAUCCGGUCCAAUGCCACACACAACCUCCAGCAAGCCUUCAACAUUGCUGAGCAGAACCUGGGGCUCACCAAACUCCUGGACCCUGAAGACGUGAAUACGGAGAACCCAGAUGAGAAGUCGAUAAUAACCUAUGUUGUGUCCUACUACCAUUACUUCUCCAAGAUGAAAGCCCUUCGAGUAGAGGGCAAGAGAGUGGGAAAGGUCUUGGACAGUGCCAUUGACGGUCAGAAGAUGAUCGAUCGAUAUGAGGCUCUGGCCUCGGAGCUCCUGGAGUGGAUCGAGAAGACCAUAGGCAUCAUCAGCAACCAAAAGUUUGCCAACUCCUUAACGGGUGUCCAGCAACAGCUUCAAGCCUUCACCACCUACUGCACCAUCGAGAAGCCCAUCAAGUUCCAGGAGAAGGGGAACCUGGAGGUGCUCCUCUUUACUAUCCAAAGCAAGCUCAGAGCUAACAACCAGAAACCAUACGUGCCCCAUGAAGGGAAACUCAUCUCUGAUAUCAAUAAGGCGUGGGAGAGGCUGGAGAAGGCGGAACACGAGAGAGGCGUGGCACUACGGCAGGAGCUGAUUCGCCAGGAGAAGCUGGAGUUGCUGGCCCAGCGGUUUGACCACAAGACCACCAUGAGACAGGCGUGGCUCAACGAGAACCAGCGCCUCGUGUCUCAGGAUAACUUUGGCUACGACCUGCCAGCGGUGGAAGCCGCCAUGAAGAAGCACGAGGCCAUUGAGGCGGACAUCUCGUCGUACGAGGAGCGCAUCGGGGUGGUGGUGGAGCUGGCUGGGGAGAUGGAGACGGAAGGCUACUACGACAUCCGGCGCAUCUCGGCCCGAAAGGAGAACAUCCUGGGCCAGUGGAGCCUGCUGAAGGAGCUGGUGGUGGGGAGGAAGGCCCGGCUGGAGAAGAACCUGGCCCUGCAGAAGACCUUCCAGGACAUGGUCUACAUGAUCGACUGGAUGGAGGACAUGCAGGUCCAGCUCCUUUCCAAAGACUUCGGCAAGCAUCUGCUGGAGGUGGAUGACCUGCUGCAGAAACACAGCCUCCAGGAAGCUGACAUCACAGUGCAGGCAGAGAGGGUGCAGACCCUUAACUCAGCCGCUCUCAAAUUCACCACCAUCGAAGGCUACCAGCCCUGUGACCCCCAGGUGAUCUGCAACCGGGUCAACCACGUCAGCACCUGCCUGGAGGAGCUCAAGCAGCUGGCGGCCAAGCGGCGCUCGGAGCUGGAGGAGUCUCAGCACCUUUGGGCAUUCUUCCAGGAAGUGGAGGAGUCUGAGGCCUGGAUCCGCGAGAAGAGCUCCAUCCUGGCCGCCCAGACCUGCGGCAAGGACCUGAGCAGCGUGCUGCGGCUGCUCCAGAAACACAAGACCCUGGCUGGGGAGCUGCUGGCCCACCGCUCCCUCCUCCAACAGACCAUGAAGAAGGGCAAGCAGAUCCUGAUGGAGAAGAGUUUUGGCACGGGGGGCAUCCAGGAGCGCAUCAUGGAGGUGAAAGGGGAGUGGAAGAGGCUGGAGGACCAGGCGGCGCAGAGACUGGGCCACCUGCAGGAGGCACUCAACUUCUUCCAGUUCAGCACGGAGACGGACGACUUGUUGGCUUGGUUGCAGGACGCCUACCGCCUGGUUUCCAGCGAGGACUUUGGCCACGACGAGUACUCCACCCAGUCACUGCUCAAGAAGCACCGGGGUGUGCGCGAGGCCGUGGACAAGCACCGGCUGCAUGUAGUAACUCUGCGCAAACACAUGGUGGCGCUGCCACUGCACUACCGGGAGCUGGACGAGGUGCAGUCAAGAAUGGGCGAGGCGGAGCAGCUGUACACCGAGGUGGCCGAGGUGGCCGUCCUGAGGCAGCAGUGGCUGCACGACGCGCUGGCCGUCUACCUCAUGUUCAGCGAGGUCAACGCCUGCGAGGUGUGGAUCGAUGAGAAGGAGCAGUGGCUUAACAAGAUGGAGGUUCCAGAGAGGCUGGAGGACGUGGAGGUCAUAGCCCAUAGGUUUGAGAGCCUGGACCAGGAGAUGAACAGCCUGAUGGGAAGGAUCCUGGACGUGAACCAGAUAGUGCAGCAGCUCCUGGACAGUGGUCACCCCAGCUCUACAGAGGUCAGAGGCUGUCAGGACCACCUCAACAGCAGAUGGAACCGCAUCGUGGAGAUGGUGGAGCAGAAGAAGGACCACCUGGACUCUGUCCUCCGUCUCCAGAACUACCUGCUGGAGUGUGCUGAGAUUAAGUCCCAAAUCCAGGAGAAGCGCAAGGCCAUCGACGCCACUCAGUACGUGGGGAGUGACCUGGGCGGGGUGCUGGCCCUGCAGCGCCGACUCUCCACCAUGGAGGGGGCCCUGGCCGUGCUGGAGCCCAAGCUGCUUCACCUGCAGCAGGAGGCAGAGGAACUGGCCAUCUCGCACCCGGCCAAGGCCAUGGAGGUCCUGGAGCCCUUCGAGGGCAUCAGUGUAGAGUGGGAGGAGCUGAAGCGCACGCUGCAGGGCUGCGAGGACUCUCUGAUGGUGGCGGGGCGGCUGCAGCAGUUCAUCCAGGACCUGGACUCCUUCCUGACGUGGCUGGUGCAGACGCAGACGGCGGCAGCUAGCGACGAGCUGCCCAACGCGCUGGAGGAGGCAGAGAGGCUGAUCAACCGCCACGCGGCGCUGAAGGAGGAGAUCGGGAGGUACGAGGAGGACUACGAGCGGCUGCAGGCGGUCAACGAGCUGCUGGAGGCCGAGGAGGCGCCGCUGCCAUACGCGGCGCUGCAGCAGUGGCUCCAGAAGCUGGAUGUGGGCUGGAACAAACUGCUAGAGAUGUGGGAGAGCCGGAGGGAGGUGCUGGUGCAGGCGCACAUCUUCCACCUCUUCCUGAGGGACGUCAAGCAGGCCGAGGCCUUCCUCAACAACCAGGAGUCGGCCCUGGCCCACGUUGAGCUCCCCGCCACGGUGGAGACGGUGGAGGCUGCCAUCAAGAAGCACAAGGACUUCACCACCACCAUGGAGCUCAACCUGCAUCGCAUCAAGGCUGUCAUCGAGGCCGGAGAGAGCCUCAUUAGCCAGAGCAACAUCUACUCGGACCGUAUCAGGGAGCGUGUGAACACCCUCGCUAACAGAGGCAACCAGAACCGGGAGCUGGCCCAACAGUGGCUGGAGAGGCUCAACGGCCAGUGGGGGCUCCAGAGAUUACUACAGGACUGCCACGAGCUUGGAGACUGGGUGGCAGAGAAGAUGCUCAUGGCUCGUGACACGUCCCGCGAUGAGACGCAGAAGCUGCACAAGAAGUGGCUGAAGCACCAGGCUUUCAUGGCCGAGCUGGCCCAGAACAAGGAGUGGCUGGAGAAGAUCGAGAGGGAGGGCCAGCAGUUGAUCCAGGAGAAGCCCGAGCUGGGUCCGGUGGUGCGGAGGAAGCUGGGGGAGAUCCACGAGUGUUGGCAGGACCUGGAGAGCACCACCCAGGCCAAGGCCCGCCAGCUGUUUGAAGCCAACCAGGCUGACCUGCUGGUGCAGAGCUACACCAGCCUGGACCAUCAGCUGCACCAGCUGGAGGGACAACUGGGCUAUGUGGACCAGGGUCAGGACCUGACCAGCGUCAACAAGCAGCUCAAGAAGCUCCAGACGAUGGAGUGUCAGAUGGAGGAGUGGUAUAAGGAGGUGGGGGAGCUGCAGGUGGCGGCGGCCUCCGUCCCCCAGCAGGGCCAGGUCAUGGACACGGUCAGCGAGCGCCAGUCCGCCGUGGAGACGCGCAUCGUCCGCCUCAUCGAGCCGCUCAAGGAGCGCCGGCGCAUCCUUCUGGCCUCCAAGGAGGUUCACCAAGUGGGCCGGGACCUGGAGGACGAGAUACUGUGGGUGCAGGAGCGGCUGCCUGCCGCCACGUCUCAGGAGCACGGCUCCAGCCUACAGGCUGUGCAGCAGCUCAUGAAGAAGAACCAGACUCUGCAGAGGGAGCUACAGGGCCAUCGGGCGAGGGUGGAGGACGUCCUGGAAAGAGCUAAUGUCAUCGCCUCCAUCCGCAGCCCCGAGGCUGACUGUGUGCGGGCGGGCCUGGAGCAGCUCAAUGGGCUGUGGGGUCUGCUGUGGGCCGAGACGGAGAGAAGACAGCUGGUGCUGGAUGCCAUGUACCAGGCCCAGCAGUACUACUUUGACACGGCCGAGGUGGAGGCCUGGCUCAGCGAACAGGAGCUGCACAUGAUGAACGAGGAAAAGGGAAAGGAUGAGCCCAGCACCCUGCAGCUACUGAAGAAGCACCUGGUACUGGAGCAGACGAUAGAGGACUACGCUGAGACGAUAGGCCUUCUCUCCCAGCAGUGCAGGCAGCUACUGGAGAUGGGACAUCCAGACAGUGAGCAGAUCAGUAAGCGUCAGUGUCAGAUGGACCGGCUGUACGUGUCUCUGAAGGACCUGGUGGAGGAGAGAAAGUCUCGUCUGGAGCAGCAGUACUGGUUCUACCAGCUCAACCGCGAGGUGGACGAGCUGGAGCAGUGGAUCGCUGAGAGGGAGGUGGUGGCCAGCUCGCCAGAACUGGGACAGGACUUUGAACACGUCACGAUCCUGCAGGAGAAGUUCACAGAGUUUGCGUCGGAGACGGGCAGUCUGGGUCAGGAGCGUGUGACGGCGGUUAACCAGAUGGUGGACGAGCUGAUCGACUACGGCCACGCCGACGCCGCCACCAUCGCCGAGUGGAAGGACGGCGUGAACGAGGCCUGGGCCGACCUCCUGGAGCUCAUGGAGACCCGGGCACAGAUGCUGGCCGCCUCGCACCAGCUCCACAAGUUCUUCACCGACUGCCGCGAGGUCUUGGCCCAAAUUGAUGAUAAGCAGCGGAGGUUGCCCGAGGUGCGGGCGCGCCAGGGUGGCACCGCCAACACCAGCACCCUGCAGAGGCUCAUGCAGAGCUUCGAGCACGACAUCCAGCUGCUCGUCACUCAGGUGAGGCAGCUCCAGGAGAGUGCGGGUCAGCUCCGGACCAUCUACGCCGGGCAGAAGGCUGAGGCCAUCGCCGGCCGGGAACAGGAAGUGAUGCAUUGCUGGAAGGAGCUCUUGACUUCCUGCGAGGAGUGCCGAGUGCAGAUCACCACGGCAACAGACAAGCUGCGGUUCUUCGGGGUGGUGCGAGACCAGAUCAUGUGGAUGGACAGCAUCAUCUCUCAGAUCGGCACAGGGGACAAUCCAAGCAUUCCCUCCAGCGAUAUAACGGGCUCUGGACUCUCUGGUCCUUUCAGGGAUGUGUCCUCAGUGGAGGUACUGAUGAACUACCACCAGAGCUUGAAGAGCGAGGUGGAGGCGCGCAGUAAGAGUGUGCUGCAGUGCAUCGAGAUGGGCAAGACGCUGCUGGCCGCGCGCAACCCUGCUGCUGAGGAGAUCAAGGAGAAGCUGGAUACGGUGGUGGCCAAGCAGUACGAGCUGUCUGAGAAAUGGGACAAACACUGGGAGGUCCUGCAGCACAUGCUGGAGGUGCACCAGUUUGCCCAGGAAGCGGUGGUGGCCGAGGCCUGGCUCACAGCCCAGGAGCCCUUCAUCAACAGCAAGGAGUUGGGCGCCAGCGUGGACGAGGUGGAGCAGCUCAUCCGCCGCCACGAGGCCUUCCGCAAGGCCGCCGCCACCUGGGAGGAGCGCUUCAGCUCGCUACGACGCCUCACCACGGUGGAGAAGAUGAAAGCAGAGCAGAGUAAGCUCCCUCCCACCCCCCUGCUGGGUCGUAAGGUGUUCCUGGACCCCCAGGAGACGUCCCCUGCCCGGAGCCAGGGCUCCCCCCUGAUGAGACGGAUCCAUUACGAGCAGGCCGAGCCCAGAGCCGAAAGGCCCCCCCAGGAACCCUCGCCCUCUUCCGUGGCCCGCCGCCUGGGCUCCACCGUAGCCAACUACACCCCCAUCAUGAACGGCUCCAGUGGCUACCGCAGCAGUCUGGAGGCCCGGGCCAUCCCAGUGAUGGGGGAGUGGCUGGGGGUGUAGUCGGGGUGGCAGCCAGGCUGGGAACAGCUGCUGUGGAGGCAACAAAUUUAGGGACCACCGCCGCCAUGGAGGUCCGAGGGGU